This is a messenger RNA of Camellia sinensis, 1568 nucleotides long. RefSeq lists its product as uncharacterized. Lineage: Eukaryota; Viridiplantae; Streptophyta; Magnoliopsida; Ericales; Theaceae. The record is from RefSeq and is a predicted model, not a curated record.
CGUAAUGGUACACAAAAUCAUAUCAAAACACAUAAUCACAUUCAUAUUAAGGACCAAUUAACAUAUUACGGAACAGGGGUAUCACAAGUAUGCCCAGGGUUUUUUGAUGUUCCUCAUCGGGACCACUCUAUUCUGCAAUACAGGGAACACAGUUGGACUUUAUUUGCUCAGCGCUUUGGUAGACCUAUCACAGGUUAGCCAAUAUGAUUGGGGUGGUGCCAGCCUAGCUACCCUUUACUGUUAUAUGAAGGCGACCUCCCGCGAGCGAGGGAACAUAGUAGGUGGCUACUAGAGAGCUUGGGAGCUAUGGGUUUAUGCAUACUUCCCGACGCUAGCCCCUGAGCUCGAGGUUGAGGUACCCCUGGAGAUCCCCUACUCUCGCAGAUUUGAGGGUCGGUGUCAGUCGAGGACUUGGGAGACUUUGCUCUAUCUCCGACAGUUCUUCGAUAUUGUACGACCGACAGAGAUUACUUGGCAGCCAUGGGCACCCUUGCCAGCAGAUACCCAGUUCCGGUUCCUGGAGGGUGGGCCGCUUCUCGAUACAGGACUAUAUUUGAGGGGCCAUUUGGCAGGGCCUGGUUUCUGAGGGAUCGUUUUAUGUGUCAGACGAUGGGCAACCUUGAGCAGGGUGUCCCCUCAGCACCUCCAGAGGACAUACGGUCCACUGAGGGACUCACUCCCUAGGAGGUCGAGGAGCUCAUAUUAGGUACUGAUGUAGUUCUAUUGCUAGAGGAGGGAGAGUACGCGACCUACCGCCGUACAUACCAAAUGCCUCCGCUGUCAGAUGUCCAUGCCCCCAAGAGGAGGGCUACUGACGUGCCUUCUUCGAGUCGCGCCCGAGCUAGAGACAUUCCUUCGAGCAGCGGAGCCGACACAUCGAGGGGUGGGGCUGGAUGGAUGUCCUCUACUUGCCAGUAUACCGGAUGGCCAGAUCUUCCGACCGGGCUAACAGGUUGGAAGUGUGAGACACCAUACCAGAUCCCGCUAAAGCCUCCGCGGCCAGGUCACCGAUAUGUCAGUGAACCUGACUUACCACCGCCUCCCAGAGAGUACAUGGAUGGAUUGCUCGGAGUGGUGGCCUCGCUCGAGGGCAUGGUCCUGUGGAGGGAGACAAUGUUGUUCGUCGCCGGCGUUUCGGUCCCACCACUACAAGUCGGGCCAUCCAAGCCUUCUCGAGAGGCUGGGAGAGGGGGCUCGACUCGCAGUCGAGGCAGACAUAGGGCACCUAUCAGAGAUGAUGAAGAGUCUACGCAUCCUCAGUCGGAGACAUCCGCAGGCAGAGAGGAGGACUCUGGCUCCGGUUCUGAGAGUGGAGGUGAUGCCGGGGAGGAUUCCGAGGAUGGCAGCUCCGAUUCGAAUGGUGGUGGUGGUAGUUGUGGUGCAGAGGCUGUCCAGGCAAAGAGGAUGAAGAGAGCCUCCCGAUCUUGAGCCUGACAGCACUAAUACAGAUGUCCCUGCUUUAUUUUCUUUUUUUACUAGUAGUUGUAGCACCUCAGCUUUAGGCAAUUCUAUUUUCCUUAAAACUUGUACCUUCUUGUAAAAUGCUGUAAAAAGAAGCUAUGAUGGAA